This is a messenger RNA of Labrus mixtus (cuckoo wrasse), 17500 nucleotides long. It is a transcript of the gene mdn1, whose product is annotated as midasin AAA ATPase 1. Gene Ontology annotation, cellular component: preribosome, large subunit precursor; nucleus. Lineage: Eukaryota; Metazoa; Chordata; Actinopteri; Labriformes; Labridae. The coding region runs from base 149 to 16750 and encodes 5533 amino acids. Gene Ontology annotation, biological process: ribosomal large subunit assembly; rRNA processing. Gene Ontology annotation, molecular function: ATP binding; ATP hydrolysis activity. The record is from RefSeq and is a predicted model, not a curated record. The transcript has 102 exons.
AGCGGUGACGGAAACGUGCUGCCUGCCUGUGUGUUGUGAUACAACAUCAGACACACGAGCACGGGAUGAGCCGUACACUCUGGGUGAACUAUAUUCAAUUAAUCUGUUCGUUAGCUGUGUUUGUGCUGCAGAGGCGACACAUGAAACGAUGGAGAAUUUAGAGCUGAGCCUGCCCUCUCUGGGUACCAUAUCCAGACAUGUUGACCAAAGGAACAACCAACUCAGCCAGUAUCUGUCCAAACAGAUUUGGAGUCAGCAGGACCGGCAGUGUAUUCUGGAGUGUUUGGCUCAGCUGCUGUUGGAGAGAGACUACACGCUGCUGAUCGCCCGACACCUGCGGCCGCUGGUUCUGGAUCUGUUGGAGAGGAACGCGGAGAGAGUCAAAGCUGGGGGCAGGAUUAACCAUGACCUCCAUGAGCGCCUGUGUGUGGCCCUCAGCAAACUCCUCGGCAUCAGUCCGGAUGCACAGGCGUUUGCAGCGAGGUACUUCGAUGACGCCCCUCCAGUGUUUCAGAGACUCUUCUUCACCAGCGAGGAGGCCUCAGCCGUUCAGUACGGCCCCAGGAGGAUGAAGCUGCGCGACCUCAUGGGAGCCACGCUGCGUUUCCUUCAGAGUGACUGCGCCAAGUUUCGGAUGCUGUGGGACUGGAGUUCCUGCGUGUCUCAGCUGCUCACCAGCGACGUCAUGGUUCGAGGGUACACUGCCCAUUGUUUAGCGCUGGUCUCUCACAUGACGGAUAAUCAGAAAACCAUCUUUCUGAGGAAGGUGCUGACGAGUGAUGAGAUCCUGCACAUGAAAAUAAAAGCUUUGGAGGAAACUCAGCAGCUGGAGGUAGAAAAGGCCCUGGUGUUAGCCAAUCAGGGCUCUGCGGUGUGGCGUCAGGAGAAGGCCAAUAAGUUCACGAGGGGUCAGGUGGUGUCGGAGGAUCUGUCUUUGAACGUGGUGGCCGUCUGUGGCGUCGUCCUGCCCAGGAUUGCUCCCAGAAUCCCUGAACAGAUGAACACGAAGGAUCUGGUUCUGGUGGACUCCACCUGUCGUAAUCUGAGGAGACUGGCGCUGGCGGUGGCGUCCCAGAAGCCCGUGCUGCUGGAGGGUCCUAUAGGCUGUGGGAAAACGUCGCUGGUGGAGUUCAUGGCUGCUGUCACGGGACACACGAAAGCUACAGAGAUCCUCAAGGUCCAGCUGGGCGAUCAAACUGACAGCAAGAUGCUGCUCGGGAUGUACCGCUGCACCGACAUCCCGGGGAAGUUCGUUUGGCAGCCGGGAAGUUUGACACAAGCUGUUACAACGGGCCAGUGGAUCCUUCUGGAGGACAUCGACCACGCUCCUCUGGAUGUGAUCUCCGUGCUCCUGCCUCUGAUGGAGAAUAAAAAGCUGAUGAUUCCAGGACGAGAGGACUGCAUCGAUGUCGCUCCAGGAUUUCAGUUCUUUGCGACAAGAAGGAUGUACUACAGCGGAGGAAGCUGGCACAAACCACAAAACUCUCACGCAGCGCUGCUCGACAAAUACUGGACCAAACUGCAGAUGGGAAACAUGACCCGAGAGGAGCUGAAGAAGGUGCUCGUGAGCAGGUACCCUCUGCUCACUGUGGUGUCAGACCGUCUCCUGGACAUUUACUGCCAGCUGACCGGGGAGAGACACCCGGACACGGACACAAACAGCCCCGACGACAUCCAGCAGAACAAGUCUGAGGACAAAGGCACACCGCUGGAGGGGAGAGCCCUGUCUCUCAGGGACUUACUGAAAUGGUGUGAGCGGAUCAGUGUGAACUUCGACAGCACGUCACCAGCCACAGCACAACACGUCUUCCAAGAGGCUCUCGACUGCUUCACAGCCAUGUUGUCUCGUCCUGAAAGUCGACUGAAGAUGGCCGAGAUCAUCGGGAGCAAACUCAACAUCUCUAGAGAAAAGGCGCUGCACUUCUGUCAGAUGUACCAGCCCGGCAUCGCUCUGACCGAGCUGGAGGUCUCGGUGGGCAGAGCGCUCCUGCGUCGAAAGCAGACCGAAGCGGUGCAGCUGAGUUUAGAAAACCAGACGUUUGCUGCCACUCGUCCGUCGGCGGUGCUGCUGGAACAGCUCGCGGUGUGUGUCGCUAAAGGAGAGCCCGUUCUUCUGGUGGGAGAGACCGGGACCGGAAAGACCUCCACCGUUCAACACCUGGCCAGAGUCACAGGUCACAGGUUGCGGGUUGUGAACAUGAACCAGCAGAGUGACACUGCCGACCUGCUCGGAGGGUACAAGCCGGUCGACCACAAGCAGAUCCUCCUCCCGCUGCGUGAGGCGUUCGAGGACCUGUUCUCUCAGACGUACUCGAGGAAACAGAACCUGACCUUCCUGGGUCACGUGCAGACCUGCUUCAGGGGGAAACGCUGGCAGGAUCUGCUCAAACUCAUGGACCACGUCUGCAAGUCGGCCCUCACCCAAGAGCUGCAGGACAAGGCGGACGCUGAUCUGCUGCAGGAGAAGUGGGAGGCGUUGGCUCUCAGGCUGAGUCAGACCCAGCAGCAGAUCCGAGCCUGUGAGACCGCCAUGGUGUUCGCCUUCGUGGAGGGAACGUUGGCUCAGGCGGUGAAGAAGGGUCAGUGGAUCCUGCUGGAUGAGAUCAACCUGGCGGCGGCAGAGACUCUGGAGUGCUUGAGCGGACUGUUGGAGGGCAGCGCUGGAUCUCUGGUGCUGCUGGACCGCGGGGACACUGAGCCUCUGGUACGAAACCCGGACUUCCGGCUCUUUGCCUGCAUGAAUCCAGCUACUGAUGUGGGAAAGAGAAACCUGCCUCUGGGCCUCAGGAACAGGUUCACUGAGCUGUACGUGGAGGAGCUGGAGAAUGAGGGGGACCUGCGCAUUCUGGUCUCAGACUACCUGAAGGGUUUGAAUUCACACAGAAACGUCAUCAGUGGCAUCAUCAGUUUUUACUUGGCGGUACGAAAGGAGGCACACUCCCACCUGGUGGACGGGACAGGUCACAGACCCCACUACAGCCUGCGUACUCUGUGCAGGGCUCUGAAGUACGUGGCAGUAAACCCCUGUAACAGCGUGCAGCGCUCGCUCUAUGAGGGUUUCUGCCUGAGCUUCCUGACUCAGCUGGAUAGAAGCUCUCACCCUGUGGUCCAGAAACUGGUCUGUCAGCACAUCCUGCUGGGGAACACAAAGUGUCUGAAACAUCCCAUCCCGGCGCCCUCAGGCCGGCCGUGUGUGGACGUGGAGGGGUACUGGGUCUCUCAGGGGGAGAUGGAGCCGGCUCUGGACCCGAGCUACAUCCUCACCGCCUCCGUCAAACUGAACCUGCGUGACCUCGCCAGAGUGGUGUCUGCAGGGUCCCACCCAGUGCUGAUCCAGGGAGAGACGUCUGUGGGGAAGACCAGCCUGAUCCGCUGGCUGGCUGCAGCCACAGGAAACCAGUGUGUGAGGAUCAACAAUCACGAGCACACCGACAUCCAGGAGUACAUCGGCUGCUACUCGUCCGACGACCGGGGGAAGCUGGUGUUCAAAGAGGGUGUUCUGAUCGACGCCAUGAGAAAAGGCUACUGGAUCAUCCUGGACGAGCUGAAUCUCGCCCCCACUGACGUCCUGGAGGCUCUCAACAGACUGCUGGACGACAACAGGGAGCUCUUUGUGGCUGAGACGCAGGAAGUCAUCAAGGCUCACCCCAGAUUCAUGCUGUUCGCUACCCAGAAUCCCCCUGGACUCUACGGAGGGAGAAAGGUUCUCUCCAGAGCUUUCAGGAACCGCUUUGUGGAGCUUCACUUUGACGAGCUGCCCAGUGGAGAGCUGGAGACCAUCCUCCAUCAGAGGUGCAGCCUGCCUCCGUCCUACUGCAGCAAGCUGGUCAAGGUCAUGCAGGACCUGCAGUCCUUGCGUCGGGGAUCUUCUGUGUUUGCGGGGAAACAUGGCUUCAUCACCCUCAGGGAUCUAUUCCGCUGGGCAGACCGGUACAGGCUGGAGCAGCAGACUGAAGACUCUCAGGACUGGCUGCAGCAUUUGGCCGAUGAUGGGUACAUGCUGCUGGCUGGACGUGUGAGGAAACCAGAAGAAGAGUCGGUCAUCCUCUCCAUCCUGCAGAAACACUUCAAACGGACGGUCAACCCUGAAAACCUGUUCUCUAAGAAACAGGUCAACAACCAGUUCAGUCCCUUCAUCGACAGCAUUGCCGGAGUACCGGAGGAGUUUCGACACGUGGUGUGGACGCACAGCAUGAGGAGAUUAGCCGUGCUGGUGGGACGGGCGCUACGAUUCGGAGAGUCUGUCCUGCUCGUAGGAGACACCGGUUGUGGAAAGACGACAAUCUGCCAGCUGUUUGCGGCUCUGGCUGGACAAAAGUUCUUCUCCGUGAAUUGUCACCUUCACAUGGAGACGUCUGACUUCCUGGGAGGCCUGAGACCCGUCAGACACACACAUCAGACUGCUGGAGAGGACAGCCGGCUGUUUCAGUGGCACGACGGUCCUCUGGUUCUGGCCAUGAAGGAGGGAGGAGUGUUUCUCAUGGAUGAGAUCUCUCUGGCAGACGACUCGGUGCUGGAGAGACUCAACAGUGUUUUAGAGACGGAGAAGUCCCUCGUGCUGGCAGAGAAAGGCAGCGGAGACGACGACGACGUGGAGAUGAUCAGAGCGACUGGAGGUUUCCGCCUGGUGGCCACCAUGAACCCCGGAGGAGACUUUGGAAAGAAAGAGCUCUCCCCCGCCCUCAGGAACCGUUUCACAGAGAUCUGGUGUCCUCAGAGCAACAACCGCGGUGACCUGGUUCACAUCGUCCAACACAACCUGCGCUCAGGACUCUCCCUCGACGGCGGCGACAUCGCAGAGCUGAUGCUGGACUUCAUCGAUUGGCUGACGCGGCAGGACUUCGGCCGCCGCUGCAUCCUGAGCGUCAGAGACAUCCUGUCCUGGGUGUACUUCAUGAACGCCGUGUGCGAGCGCGACGAGGAUGGCUUCAUGACCAUGGGGGCUCUGGAGGAUGAAGAAGAAGCCGAGUGGGACCUCAGACUGGACACUGUGACCGCCUUCAUCCACGCUGCGUGUUUGGUGUACAUAGACGGCAUCGGCUCUGGAACCACAGUGUCGUGUGCAGACAGCGCCCUCCUGGCUCGCAGGUUGUGUUUGGGUUUCCUGCAGCAGCGGCUCGGUAAGAUGACCAAACUGGAUCAGGAGAUGCUGGACGCCCUGAGGGUGUACGACAGCAGCCUGCAGAGGGAGCCCCAGUGGGGGGAGGACUUCUUCGGCAUUGACCCGUUCUACAUCGCCUUAGGGACUCGGACUGAGAGUCGGGACCUAUCCGACUACGCCAUGGCGGCAGGGACCACGGCGGUGAACGCUCAGAGACUGCUGCGGGCGUUGAAGCUGCAGAGGCCCGUGCUGCUGGAGGGAUCCCCCGGCGUGGGGAAGACCAGUCUGGUGUCGGCGCUGGCCAAAGCAUCGGGGAACCAUCUGGUCAGAAUCAACCUGUCAGAGCAGACGGAUGUGACUGAUCUGUUUGGGACUGAUCUCCCUGUGGAGGGCGGGAAGGGAGGAGAGUUUGCGUGGAGAGAUGGCCCCCUGUUGGCUGCUUUGAAGGCAGGGCACUGGGUCGUCCUGGACGAGCUGAACCUGGCCUCUCAGUCGGUGUUGGAGGGUCUGAACGCCUGCUUCGAUCACCGAGCAGAGAUCUACAUUCCUGAACUGGGAAUGAGCUUCCAGGUUCAGCACGAGAAGACUAAAAUCUUCGGCUGCCAGAAUCCUUUCACUCAAGGCGGAGGACGUAAGGGGCUGCCCAAAUCCUUCCUCAACAGAUUCACUCAGGUUUUUGUGGACCAGCUCACCAACAAAGACAUGGAGUUCAUCGGAGACUCCAUUUUCCCCAACAUUGAUAAAGAAAUCAUCGUUAAGAUGGUGGAGUUCAGUAACAGGCUGGUUCAGGAGGUGUGUGUGGAGCGCCGGUGGGGUCAGAGAGGGAGCCCCUGGGAGUUCAACCUGCGGGACAUGUUUCGAUGGUGUCAGCUGAUGCAGGCUGACCAAUCCCCGGGCUUCUUUAACCCAGGUCAGCAUGUGGCCCUGGUGUACGCUGACAGGAUGAGGACGGAGGCGGACAAAGCUCAGGUGCUGUCCGUGUUCAGGAAGGUGUUUGGGGAGGACUUUGAGCCUUACAGCGGCUCCAGAGAGUUUCACAUCACCCCGCUCAACCUGCAGGUGGGUUUCUCUGUCCUGCAGCGCAGUGGCGGAGCCCCCGUGGCCCUCGACCCUCCGCUGUCCAUCACUCACCAGGCGCUGCGGCCCCUGGAGUCCCUGAUGAAGUGUGUGGAGAUGGGCUGGAUGAGCAUACUGGUCGGCCCCACCGCCAGCGGGAAGACGAGCCUGGUGCGGCUGCUGGCCCUGCUGACGGGACACCGGCUCCGGGUGAUGGCCAUGAACAGCGCCAUGGACACCACGGAGCUGCUGGGGGGCUUCGAACAGCUGGAUAUCAUGCGGCCAUGGCAACAGGUGCUGGAGAGCGUGGACUACAUAGUUGCCAUGGUGAUAAGGCGUGGCCUGAUGUCUCUGGACGUUGGCGUGCAGGACACAGAGUUCCUGCUGCAGACGUGGGGUCUGUUCUGUCGCUGGCUGAAGGAGGAGGGGCUGCAGAGGAGCGGAGGAGCCGUGAACUCGGAGGCUCUGAACAAGCUGGAGGUCAUCAUCAUGCUGCUGCAGAAACUCAACACCAAGCUCAAAGUCUUCACCGACAUGUCCAAGCUGCAGAAGGACUUCACGCUGCUGAAGGAGCGCCUGGCUCAGCUGGAGGACGGGUGGACUAACGGAGGCUUCGAGUGGCUGGACGGGAUGCUGGUUCAGGCUCUGCAGGCCGGAGACUGGCUGCUGAUGGACAACGUCAACUUCUGCAGUGCUUCUGUCCUGGAUCGUCUCAAUGCUCUGCUGGAGCCCGGCGGGUCUCUCACCAUCAACGAACGAGGCGUCAUAGACGGGAAGACCCCCCAAAUCACCCCACACCCUAACUUCAGGUUGUUCCUAACCAUGGACUCUGUGCACGGAGAGCUCUCCAGAGCCAUGAGGAACAGAGGGGUGGAGAUCUACAUCCCAGGGGAACAUGAGGGGGUCUGCUGGGACUCACUGGACCUGAAGACCCUGCUCCACACUGCGGGGGUGACCGGGGACUGUGUGUGCGAGCUGCUGAUUGAGAUACACAAAGGCAUCAAAUCUGCCAUCUGGGACUCCCCGGCAUCAUCGCUGGCCUCCCUCCUCCACGCUGCCACCCUGCUGUCCUGUCAGCUGCAGAGAGGUGUAGAUUUACCCAGCGCCCUGCAGCAUGCAUGUGGAGAGGCCUACUCACACUGCCAACGCACCACUGCCAACCAAAAGCAAGCCCAGCAGGUGAUCGAGCAGCACUUAUCCAUCCUGGACACGGAGGACUGGGGCAGCGGGCUGCUGUGUGCCGGGGUCUGGCCCGACGGCUUCCCUUCAGCUCUCCUCUCCACCGAGGACUCGUGCUUCUCAGCCGUGCUCAGAGACGGACAGGUCCUCUCGUUCUGCCUGAACACCCUCAGCCUGCAGGGGAGACGGAGUCGUCCGCUGAGUCUGAGUGACCUGCAGAGGGCGCUGCAGAGCAGUGCGGUCCAUGAAGGCCAGGUGUUCUCUGGAGGCGUGGUGGAUCUGGCGGAUGGAGACGCUCUGAGACUGAUCCCCACGGCGGUGAGACUGCUCACAGAGAGAGCGUCUCACGGAGACUGGAUCCUCCGCAGCAGCUGGCUCUCACACCUCGGGAAGAGCUACAAACACAUCCCUGAUCCGGCUCUGGUCCAGGUGGAGGCGGGAAACCGAGCUCUGAAGGCCGUAUUUGGUGGUAAACUUGCUGCAAAGGGAAAGUCACUUGCUGAGCUGCUGCAGCCUCACAACAUAGAUGAAUACAGGAUCCUGGUGGACAUGCGAUGGAACAAGCAGUACCUCGAUAUUUUGGCAAACAAGUGCAACUUUGAGGACGAGGAGCGAUACGCCGAGUUUUUGGAGGCGCUGAAUGCAGUGGCCAACAGGAUCGUCCUGACGAUGGACAGAGAGGAGAGGUCUGUCAUCUGCACCUGUGCCAUCAACCUGUCUGCUCAGAACUGCGCUCUGAGAAUAGCCACGGCCUUCAGCAAAGGCACUGUGGAUGUUGGUCACCUGCCCCACCCCGUACUGAUGCACCUGCGGGCCUUCUUCGACCUGUGUGACUCGUUCAUGCUGCAGGCGGUGCAGAGCGGACAGCCCUACAUCUCAGACCACAUCAUGUUCGAGAUCCUGCAGCUGCUGCAGUGGCUCGAUCGGUUCUGGGACGUGUGCAGCACGCUGCCGGCCGACUCUCAGGGCAUCUCUGUGCUGUCUCUACACUGGCAGUGGGUUCAGAAACACCUGAUCCUCCGGCUGCCCCAGCUGCUGCUGGGAGACAACGACACCUCCAUCGAAGGUAAGCAGGAGCUGCAGGCGGUCUCAGCAGCCAUCCAGACCGUCCUGUCCACCCCGGUGUCUGUGGCCACAGCUCUGAAAGGAAUCCAGAAAACACUGGGGAAAGCUCUGCCGUUCAAGUUGGAGUCGGUGGCUGAGUGUGCGUCUCGUCUCAGGCUCCUCAGUAAAGCUCUGGAUGUGAGCGACCUGAGGCUGGACGGCUCUUCCAGUCCUCUGAGGCAGGAGCUGGUCCGGCUUCAGGGAGCCGGACUCGGGCUGGACGUCAAAGAGAGUCUGCUGGAGGCAUGGGGCCUCGUCCUGCUGGCAAACAACCAGCUGGAUCCACACACGUCAGGAGUGUUGGAGAGGCUGGUGUCGAGUGUGGAGCAGCAGCAGCGUCAGAUGACCUCCAGAGGUCUCCUGGAGGUCCGCCCCUCGUCUGAAGAGGAGGAGCCAGCCGAGGGAGUUCACCUGGCCCGAGGUGAGCUGCAGCAGCUCAGCCGCAGGGCUCAGCUCUGGCCCCUCAUGGAGCAGCUGGCUGUCCUCAACCAGCUGAGACUGAGCACCGACCUGCUGCACCUCGCUCUCUCUCCUGGAGAUCCGGAGGCUGAGGAAAGCUUGCGUCGAGAACUCUCCAGACAUCUGCGGUUCUGCCUCCAGUCCACACCGAUGAACGUCAGUCAGCUGCAGCCGCUCUGGUUCCAGCUCAGCAGUGACAGGCCGUCUGAGGAGCUGCAGUUUGUUUGGUGUGAGCUCCUCUCAGAGGCUCUGUCCGCCCUGUGGACCAGCAGUGUGACCUCUGACCCCGACCUGUGGCUGAAGUGGGACCCGCUGAGACCUGAGACCCGUCAGGCUCUGAAGCUGCACCAAGGAGCCGACAGCAAAGGACCAGCCUUGCUGAGCAAAGCCGUGUGGUCGCAUUGCAUGCUGGGAGUUCUCAGCAGCAGUGAGACUGGAGGUCGGUGGGAGCCGUCGGGGGCGUCCCUCCUCUCUCUCUCCCGUGUCACCCUGGGCGAGUGGAAGGAGCGGAUCCAGCAGCUGCAGGAUGUUUCUGCUGUGCUGUGGGACAACAUGGCCGUCCCUGCUCUGACUGAGUUCAGGGCGACAGACUUCAGGCUCCAGGGCGCCGUCCUGCGUCGCCAGCUGCAGAGCAUGGCGGACCUGCUGCCCCCCAGCCUGCAGGAGGGCUACAUGGAGAGCUGUGAGAGCCUGGUGGAGGACCCCGACCCUCUGAUAGCAGCUCAGGAGAUCCAAACCGUCUUCAGAGACUUCCUGCCUCCUAACCUCCUCCCCGCGGGGCUGCUGGAGGCCUGCAUCACCUGCCUGCAGCAGUACGUCCAGAGCAAAGUCCAGGGCUCCAGCACGGCCGCCCGCUCAGGGCUGUUCUGGGUCAACAUGGGCCUGCUGCAGAUCAAAGUGUGGACCCCUCAGACCAUCUUCGACCCGGCUGUGAAGAGAGCCUACAAACUCAACUACGCUCAGCAGGAGCUGGCUCUCCUGCAGGAGGAGUGGAGAGGACGCAGUCUGUCGUCUCAGCUGAUGACCGGAGCCGAGCUGGAGGAGAGCAGCAUCACCGACGGCUUCCAGCAUCCCAGAAUCAGGUACCUGUGGAUCCGCAUGCAGCAGGUGAAGGAGCAGAUCGCUGAGCUCUCCAGGAAGCAGGCCUGUCGUCCUCAUGAGCCUCAGUACGGCCGUCUCUUCCAGGAGCUGCAGCACUACCUGUGCAGCAUCGGGCAGGCGUCCGCAGUGGAAGACCUGCUGUCACACCUGCUGAAGGCCCUGCAGACCCCCUUCACCUCUACAAAGUCCAGGUCAGCGGUGCAGGGUCUGCUGAAGGAGGAGGCCGUGUGGCAGAACUCCCAGCAGCGCUUCUGUCAGAGGCUGCGCGAGGAUUACCCCCUGUACCCCGAUGUGGUCGGACCCGUCCGGACUGGGAUCUUCCUGCUCAGACACGGCAUGAGGCUGGUGGCCGCGCAGGUCGCUUCCACGCUCACACCUGCACCCGGUCUGCCCAGACUGGUGUCCUGCCUGCUGGCGUUCCCCUCCCUGUCCCCCAGCCUGCCGUCCUACCUGUCCCGCGCAGACUUCCUCUGCUCCAGGUCCUGUGUGGACGUUCUGCGCGGCCUCGUGAAGCUCCUCCCCCAGCAGCAGGACUCUGAUCAUGUGGUCCCUCAGUCGUCCACGCUGCUCCUGAACGCUCUGCUGUACGUUCAGUGUCACUCGAUGACCACAGGAGAGUUCAGCAGCGAGACAUGCAGCCUCUUCAGACACAUCUGUCAGGCUCUGGUGAACGAGUGGGACGAGCAGGAGAGGAGGAAGAGAGAGAGAGAGCAGCUGGAGGCCAGUCUUUAUCGUAACCGCAGCAGACUGCACGGCUCAGGACUGACUGAAGACGAGCAGGAGGAGAGAGACUUCAGACGACUCUUCCCUCAGUUCAACAAGGACUUUGCAGACAUUACGUCUCAGCCCAGUCUGGAGGCUCCAGCAGACUCUGAGCUCCAGGAGGAGGAGGAGCAGGAGCAGGAGGAGUCCAGUGAGAGCAGCUCUCUGUCUGCAGCCGCCAUGAACACACUGGUCCAGAUCCACCAGCGCCUCUGUCUGGGGUACGCUCAGUCACUGUGGUACCAGAGCACCAAACCAGCCAAUCACAGCAAAGAACACAUCACAGCCCUCGUCUCCUCCUAUCAGAUCGCUUCCCCUCUGAUGUCUCGCUUCUAUCAUCUGAUUGACUCUGAUCUGGACCAGCAGCUGAGCGGCAGUGAGCUGCUGCUCUCCGCCCUCCUCCAGAACACAGUGCAGGGAGCAGGCGGUCUGUCCGUCACCUCAGAGGGUCCGUACGAUUUCUACCAGCAGCCCAACAUGAGCGAGGCUCGUCUCUGUCUGCCCGUCCUCGAGCAGCUGAGUGCAGCAGUGAAGCAGAGACUGGACGACUGGCCCGAGCACCCAGCACUCGUACAGCUGACUGUGGUCAUAGAGAGAAUCAUGACGUUCAGUCUGGCCAGUCCUCUGGCUAAGUUCCUCAACGGUCUGGAGAUCCUGCUCAGCAAAGCACAGGACUGGGAGAACAACGCCAGCCGCUCAGUCUCUCUGCGGAAAGAACUGGAACCAGUGACCCAGCUCAUCAUCCAGUGGCGCAAACUGGAGCUCACCUGUUGGUCGAGUAGUCUGGACAACGCAAUGAAGCGUCACACUCAGAAAUCAACCAAACACUGGUUCUCCAUCUACCAGCUGGUGGAGCGAUAUCUGGAGGAGCAGAGGACGGACCCUGACACAGGUGAGGAGGUGGAGCGUCUCUCCCUGUCCUCAGUGACCUCCACCCUGCAGGCCUUCAUGGAGGGCUCCACCCUGGGAGAGUUUCACACUCGCCUGUCCACGCUGCUCAGCUUCCACUGUCACCUCCUGCUCGUCCCGGACCAGCCUGGACAAGAGUCUUUGUCGAGUCUUUUGUGGAACCUGCACAAAUACUACAGCCAGUUCUCCGACUGCGUCCAGACCAGAAUCAGUCAGCUCCGACAGCCCAUCGAGAAGGAGCUCAAGGACUUUGUGAAGAUCUCCAAGUGGAACGAUGUGAGUUUCUGGUCCAUCAAACAGUCGGUGGAGAAAACACAUCGGACUCUUUUCAAGUUUGUGAAGAAGUUCGGGGAGGCUCUGAGCGGUCCCAGUGUCCCCUCUCUGGUGGAGCAGGGGAGCAGUGCGAGCCUGGACAGUGUGGAUGUAAACUCAGAGGAAACACCCAUCCACCGGGUUCACCGGGCCCUGAAGAGCAACCCGCCUGGGAAGGGCCGAGACCUGGAGUGUGACGAGGUCCCAGGUGAGGGAGUUGAAGGUUCGUCUCUGCAGGCCCGUCUGCCCGUUCUGACCAGGAAAAUGAAGAAAAUGUGCGUCCAGCUGCUGAAGAAAAGCCCUGUGCCCGAGCUGACUGAAGACCUCGACUGCUUCACGGGCGAGGUGAUCAGUAACCUGCAGGCACUGCAGAGCCUCAGCGUGAACACGUCGGCAGAGAAGGAGAAGCAGAAAGCCGAGGUGAAACACAUCCUGCAGCAGAAACAGAGAGCGCUGUCAGAUUUGUUCAAGAUGCUCACAGAGAUAGGUCUGUCGUACCGUAAAGGCCUGACGUGGAACAGGACGGCCGAUCCAGAGCAGACUCUGUGUCUGCAGCCGCUGGAGCUGAGCACGGCUCUGACUGCUGUCAGGAAGCAGGAGCCGGCCGAGAGCGCGUUGUUCACAGAGUUGUUGACAGCGUGGGAUGGAUGUCAGAAGUAUUUCUACCGUUCAUGGGCGAGGAAGACGACCCUGCUGACCGCUCUGCAGCAAGCCGCCAAGGAGCUGGGUCUGGGGAACAUCGAGCGCUGCAGAGGUUUCUCUGCUCAUCUUUUCAAGCUGCUCCUCAGACAGAGACGACGGCUGUCCAAACUCACCGAGCAGUGGGUCCACCUCAGGAGGCUGACUGACAGCGUUCAGGGCAUCAAGGCCGACCUCCAGAGCCGCAGUGAGGACCCGGCCUGCGCCCUCCCUCCUCAGGAGUCUCUGCAGAGCUGGCUCGUCAGAGGGCAGGAGCUGGCCGCUCAGUGCUCCACCCUCCUGCAGCAGCUGUCCUGGCUCCACCAGUGCUGCCCCGACGACCUGCAGCAGAAGGAGACGGGCAGCUGCAGCCAGCACACCCUGAGGUGUCCGUCCCCGCUCGCCGCCCACCGCCAACCCCCCGGCUGUCUGAUGAGGAGGGGGGACGCCGCCUGGUGUCAGCUAAACCAGAGCUUCAUCGCCAUGUCCAAUCAGACGCAGAGCAUAAAGGUGGAGCUGGAUGACGCAGCGCAGCAGACGUCAGACAGAGUCCUCCACACGUGGAAACACUUCAUGACGUGCUGCUCGGCCUUCGAUCAGCUGGGAGCUGUGGCGGCUCAGAUGCCCGGCGUGGAGCAGCUCUUCUCCCCGACCGUGUGUGUCGGCAGCAGCGCUGACAACCAGCCGGCCAUCACACAGAGCCUGCAGUACGUGAGAGGACAGGUGGAGGCCGGCAUCACCGAGUUCACCACCUGGAAGACUCAGCUGCUCUCUAUUGGGCCACACAACUCAGAUCUGCAGCCUGCCUUCUGUUCUGACUUCUCUGCUGAGCUGGAGACAAACAUCAACACGGUGUUGUGUGCCGUCCAGACGCUGGUGAAGAGACGGGAGAGAGAGCAACAACCAGAGCAGCAGGGUGAUAUAAAGAAAGAGGGUGCUGCAGAGGAGAAGGAGGAUGAAGGUCCUGUGGAGGACCUGCUGAAGCCCGGUCACCUGUCUCGUCUCCUGGAGGACGAGCUGGCUGCAGAGGUGGACGCUCUGUGUGUGGGAGAUGUGAGCGGCGGGCUGGAGAAGCUGCUGAGCCGCCUCAAGACUCACAGAGACUCGUGUCAGCCUUCUCAGCUGCAGGAGGUGGACAGGGCGUGCAGGAUGCUGGUGCGUCUGCAGCCUCUGCUCGGGGUCUUCUGUGACGUGGUGAGGUUCUACGUGUCCGUGUCUGUAGGAGCUCACAGGAGCACGGGGAAGCUGCUGUCUGUGCUCGCCAGCAUCUUCACCCAGCUCGCUCAGAAGGGUUUCUGCCUCCCUCAGGAGCUGAUGGCCGGGGGAGACGGAGAAGGAGCCACAGAGUUUCACGACUACGAGGGCGGAGGAAUCGGGGAGGGCGAGGGCAACAAAGACGUCAGCGACAAGAUCGAGAAUGAAGACCAGGUGGAGGACACAUUCCAGGAGGGUCAGGAGAAGGAGGAGGAGCAGGAUAAAGGAAACAUCGAGGCCGAGGACAACGCCAUCGAGAUGUCGGAGGACUUUGAUGGACAGAUGCACGACGGAGACGGGAAAGAACAAGAGGAGGACGACGACUCGUCUAAAGAGGAGGAGGAAAAGGAGCUGGACAAAAAGAUGGGCGACCUUGGUGAAGGUGAGGCGGAGACUCUGGAUGAGAGGAUGUGGGGAGAUGAUGAGGACGAUGAAGAGGAAGAGGAAGGAAGUGACAAAGAGGAAGAGUCUGGACAGGGCAUGGACCAGGGGGAAUCAGAGCUGGUGGCCAAAGACGACAACCUGGACGCUGCAGAUCCAAACAAAGAGAAGAAGAACCAGGACGGAGACGAUCAGAUGGACGAGGAGGAGAAAGACAAAAUCAACGAACAAGGAGACCAGAGGGAGUUUGAUGAGAAUGAGGUGGAUCCGUACCACGGUCAGCAGGACAAGGGACCGGAGCCUGAGGCCAUGGAUCUGCCCGAAGAUCUGAAUCUGGACCAGGACGAGGAGGCGGGAGAGGAUGGGGAGGGCGAGGGAGAAGAGGAGAACCCUUUUGACAUCGAUGAUAAAGCCACGCCUCUGGAUGAGAAGGAAGACGGACAGAAAGAUGGAGACAACGAGGAGGAGCAGAAGGAGGAGGGAGCGGAGCAGAUGGAGGAAGAGCAGACGGACCAACCAGGAGAGGAGAAGACUCAGGAGCCAAAGACUGAAGAGGAGGAGGAGGAGGGAGGGGGAGAGAGAGCGGAGGGAGAUGAAGAGUCAGCUGAGAAAGAUGAAGAGGAGAAAAAGGAGGGAGGAGAGGAGGCAGGAAGAGAUGAAGAUCAUACUGUUCCUAACGAUGAAGGGCACAAACCAAAGGAGGAGGAGGAAGGAGCAGGCGAGGAUGAGGAGCAGCCGGAGUCAGCAGAGAGGAAGGAGCACAACACGGACGGUCAGACCGGAGAGGAGAACGUUCAGAGUGAGACGGCUGUGGAGCUCGCAGGAGAGGCCUCGGAGAGAGACCAGGCCAAAGAGGAGCAUGGGAGUGGAGCUGCAGAUGCCAGCCAAUCAGAAGGCCACCAGUCAAAGCUGACAGCAAGAAUGGCCUCACAGAAACAGACUCAGGACAGAACUCAGAGCUUCAAGAGGAAACCAGGUCAGGCGGAUAACGAGCGAUCCACGGGCGAUUAUAACGAACGAGUGAAUAAACGUCUGAGAACAGUGGAGAGCGGGAAGGAUCGCUCUGAGGACAACAGACAGAGUGACACUCAGCAGGAGUCUGACCUGUACGAGCACAUCAAAGAGGGAGAGUCCACGUACGACACGCAGACAUACGAUGUUGCCAGUGCCGACCAGCAGAAAGCAGCCGGUCCUCAGCAGGACCAGGACGAGGAGCAGAACGAGGAGGAUGUCGCCAUGGAAACGGAGAACCAGGAAGAGGACCUUCAGGCUGCCGAGGUCCAGGAGCUGAAACCCGAGCAGCUCGACUCCAGCAAGGCCUCAAAAACAGGAGCGGACAGUGGAGAGAUGGAGGUGCAGACUCAGGCAGAGGGGGAGGAAGAGGAGAGGUGGAAAGAGCGACUAAACACCAGAAAAGAAGAACGAGAAGAGAGAUGCACAGAGUCAACGAUUCACACGGUCCCUGAGCUGCUGCUGGACACCAUGCAGAAGGAAGAGAGAGACCCGGAGGAGAUCAGGAGGGAGAUGGAGCUGCAGCUGGAGGCCUGGCACAAACUGGCUCCAGGAACUCAGGAGGAGGAGAGUGCAGCAGCCUCCAUGUGGCAUCAGUACCAGAGUCUGACCUCAGCUCUGUCCCAGCAGCUGUGUGAGCAGCUCCGCCUCAUCCUGGAGCCCACGCAGGCCGCCAAACUCAAGGGAGAUUACCGCACAGGGAAGCGCCUGAACAUGAGGAAGGUGAUCCCCUACAUCGCCAGUCAGUUCCGUAAAGACAAGAUCUGGAUGAGGAGGACCAAACCCAGCAAGAGGGAGUACCAGAUCUGUCUGGCUGUGGACGACUCCUCCAGCAUGGUGGACAACCACUCCAAGCAGCUGGCGUUUGAGUCUCUGUCAGUGAUCAUCAACGCUCUCACUCUGCUGGAGGUCGGACAGGUGUCUGUGUGCAGUUUUGGGGAGCAGGUCCAGUUGCUGCACCCGUUCCAGCAGCAGUUCAACGAUGAGUCGGGCGCUCGGAUUCUCCGACUCUGUCAGUUCCAGCAGAAGAAGACCAGGAUAGCACAGUUCUUGGAGACGUCGACUAAAAUGUUUGUAGCAGCUCGACAGCAGGUUCCUGGAGCUCUAAACUCAGAGACGGCCCAGCUGCUGCUCGUCGUGUCCGAUGGGAGGGGUUUGUUUCUGGAGGGGAAGGAGCGCGUGAUGGCCGCCGUACGAGCCGCACGCAGCGCUAAUGUGUUUGUCAUUUUCGUGGUGCUCGACAACCCGAACUCGCGGGACUCCAUCCUGGACAUCAAGGUCCCCAUAUUCAAAGGACCAGGAGAGCUUCCAGAGAUCCGCUCCUACAUGGACGAGUUCCCCUUCCCCUUCUACGUCAUCCUGCGGGACGUCAACGCCCUGCCCGAGACGCUGAGCGACGCCCUCAGACAGUGGUUUGAACUCGUCACAGCAGCCGACCAAUGAGAAGCCAUCUUCCGAAAAGGCAGCAAAUAACUGCACAAUAACUCCCUGCUGCUCAAUCCUCAGACACAAAUCACAAAAAGAGACUUGAGGACAAACAAAUAUCUGUACAUGUGCCUUUAUUUUCUGAUUUUUACUCUAGGUUUUAGUCCAUUUGAAAGCAAUCUUUGUUCGUUAUUGUCCUGGUUAUCAGGGGACUCUCUGUUUGUUUGGAAGAUUGCUUUAACUUGCACGUCUGAGAUGAAAUGAUAGAAACAAAAAAAUGUGAUUAUCUGUGUGUGAAACACCUCAGUGAAGAGUCAGUAAAAUACCUCUGUACCCUCUGUAUUAUAGCCCUGAAGUCAUGUUUCGGUGUGGAUGUUUUUAGUCAGUGUUACAAACGUCAUGACAUCACUCGUCUUCAGUGUGGACACAGCGACAGAUGUGACCUAACAGUAGCAUGUCGGUGAGGUCACGACCGACUGUGAAGGAACUCAGAAAUGUGCCUCUCAUCCCAGCGCUCUGUCGGGAUCUCUCACGCACUUUGAAGCACAGGGACUGCAGUAUCCCACACAAUCUGCAGAGUCCAUCUUCCUGCCAGUCUGCGUGACGUCAGCUCCACGAGAGCUCAGAGCUCCUCAAGUAGGUGUAAAUGUUUGUUAUCACCUCUGUGUUUUGUACCGUGCUCUUCCAUGUAAGCAGAUUUAGAGGUUGUUUCAUUGCAUACAUGUCUUGAAGAAAAAACGAUCCUGACAAUAAACAGUUUACAAGGUC